Molecule: messenger RNA, 934 nt
Organism: Rhagoletis zephyria (snowberry fruit fly)
Lineage: Eukaryota; Metazoa; Arthropoda; Insecta; Diptera; Tephritidae
Source: RefSeq, a predicted model, not a curated record
AUGAAUUUACCGGAUGACAAGCAGUUAGUACGUGAAAAUAACAUAUCGAAAAUGGGUUUGCAUGCAAAACUGGCGUGGAUAGCAUUAUUUUUUUGCUUGGGUUUGAUUGCUUUGGCCCAUUGUGUACCGAUCGAAGUCAUCUAUACCGGUGAAGGCUGUGAUUGCCCGUCGAAGUUGGACUAUACCGUAAAUGUGCCAAGUGUGCCGAAAUCAAAGAAAUGUCCGUAUACGCCUAGCGAGUACGGUUAUAAGGUGGACGUACCAAUUUCGCGUCCAGCAAAAGCGAAAGUGACAUACAGUUUCGAUUUCACAGUCGAAGAGCCACGUACACCGAAGCCUGCCAAACCGUCCACAUUAAAUCUGUUCGCCAAAGUCGAUCGUGUGGCAGUCAAAAAGGGCGAUUGCGAAGAUAGUGAUACCGCACCAUCUGCCCCGUCCACCUGCCGUUGUGGACAAUGCGGCAUCACCAAACCGCUCUAUAGGUAUGUAUUCGACAAUAUGCCAUCCCAACCUCCAUGCAAGUGCCGGCGACCGAACUGUAAAUGCAAUCGUUGUCGCGCGGCUUCAACUCCAUAUUCGCCAAAUGCAAUUCUAAGGGGUUCUUCUCUAAGUGACAUGACACCAAUGGCUAUGAACUUCGAAACUGCUAGUGGUGGUGAUGAGGAUGAUGGUUACGUCAAAGACGGCAGUGGCGGUGCGGAGGUUGGCGCUGUUAAUAUACGUCGUAAACGCGAUUUACAACGCACGCUCUUCCGACCACGCAAGAUGACCAGGGAACGCCCAGGUCGCUUUGUAAAGUUAUACCACAAAAAUCUGUCCGAUACACCGCGCCGCCUAUUUGACUUUGAUGGCUUCUCUAAUAAGCAGCCAGACCAACAACAAACCGCGAAAAAAACGAAGCGAAAGGCGAAGAGGACGCACUACAAACGUCAAC